Molecule: messenger RNA, 1790 nt
Organism: Ilex paraguariensis (yerba mate)
Lineage: Eukaryota; Viridiplantae; Streptophyta; Magnoliopsida; Aquifoliales; Aquifoliaceae
Source: the annotation of a GenBank genome assembly
CACACAGAGUGAGGAAGAGGAUGAAGAUAGAAGAGGUUCAGUCCACGACAAAGAAGCAGAGGAUAGCUACUCAUACUCACAUUAAAGGUCUUGGUCUUGAGGCCACUGGAAAAGCAAUAGCUUUGGCUGCUGGAUUCGUGGGUCAGGCUGCAGCAAGAGAAGCCUCUGGCCUUGUAGUCGAUAUGAUACGCCAGAAGAAGAUGGCUGGCCGGGCACUUCUGCUUGCUGGACCUCCUGGUACCGGGAAGACAGCCCUUGCUCUUGGUAUAUCCCAGGAGCUUGGGAGCAAGGUUCCGUUCUGCCCUAUGGUUGGAUCAGAAGUAUAUUCAUCAGAAGUAAAGAAAACUGAGGUUUUGAUGGAAAAUUUCCGUAGGGCUAUUGGUCUGCGUAUUAAGGAAAAUAAAGAGGUUUAUGAAGGGGAAGUGACUGAACUCUCCCCAGAAGAAACCGAGAGUGUAACAGGUGGGUAUGGUAAAAAUAUUAGCCAUGUAAUUAUCGGGUUGAAAACUGUCAAGGGAACGAAGCAGCUGAAGCUAGACCCAACUAUUUAUGAUGCAUUAAUUAAGGAGAAGGUUGCUGUUGGUGACGUUAUAUACAUCGAAGCAAAUAGUGGUGCAGUAAAAAGGGUGGGUAGGAGUGAUGCUUUUGCUACUGAAUUUGAUCUCGAGGCAGAAGAGUAUGUCCCACUUCCUAAAGGAGAGGUUCACAAAAAGAAGGAGAUAGUCCAGGAUGUUACGCUGCAUGAUCUGGAUGCUGCAAAUGCACGGCCUCAAGGUGGACAGGAUAUAUUGUCCCUGAUGGGUCAGAUGAUGAAACCCAGGAAAACAGAAAUUACUGACAAGCUACGACAAGAAAUAAACAAGGUUGUUAACCGCUAUAUUGAUGAAGGUGUGGCAGAACUUGUUCCUGGAGUCUUAUUUAUUGACGAGGUGCACAUGCUGGAUAUGGAAUGCUUUUCAUACUUGAAUCGUGCUUUAGAGAGCUCGCUAUCUCCAAUCGUAAUCUUUGCUACAAACAGAGGAAUAUGUAAUGUGAGAGGAACCGAUAUGAUUAGUCCUCAUGGAAUACCAGUUGACUUGUUAGACCGGUUGGUGAUAAUACGUACAGAAACUUAUGGUCCGGCUGAUAUGAUACAGAUAUUAGCCAUCCGUGCACAGGUGGAGGAACUAGUUGUAGAUGAAGAAAGUCUGGCUUACCUUGGGGAGAUUGGACAAACAGCAUCCUUAAGGCAUGCAGUUCAGCUAAUGUCACCUGCCAGUGUUGUAGCCAAAAUGAAUGGUCGAGACAAUAUUUGCAAGGCAGAUCUUGAGGAAGUGAAUACUCUUUAUUUGGAUGCCAAGUCUUCAGCAAAACUUCUUCAAGAGCAGCAGGACAGAUACAUCUCAUGAUGAAAUGUACUUCAUCACUACAAACACUUGGUUUGACUAUAAACCAUGGUAGUCAGAUAUAAUGCCAUCCGCUUGGCGUUCAGUUUAAAAUGUGAUGCAGGUCUUUGCUAUCAAUGAGCUUUUACUCGGGUAAAAUUUUGCCAGCUUUUGAGAAGCAUAUAUACCAAGCCGAGCUGCAGUUUAAAUUUUAACUAUAGGUUGAGUUUAGUCGGUUGCUUCAUGUUUUAAUAGUUUUUUUUUUUUGGGAGAUUUCUUUAAGGGAUUGGGCAUUGUAUUAUUGUCGAACAAAUUCAUGUGCAAAAGAACAAAAUGAUUCUGUUCGUGAAAGGUUGAAAAACUUGUAUUUUUUGAACUUCCAGAUUGAAUUAUUACUAAAAAGCAUCUAUGUGGGUUCCUUCUGUG